GUGAGGCAGGCAGGCAGGGGGGAGGAGGGAGAAUCUGGGAAUCCAUCAGCCAGAGCGAGCCCACCGAAACCGGGGAGGCGGGGGGAGAGAGCACCCGCCGCGAAACAGGACCUGGGACCAUGAUGAAGUUUCGCUUCCGCCGGCCGGGCAACGACCCGCAGCGGGAGAAAGUAAAGCUGGAGCUGUUUGCCUUCAACAAGACAGUGGAACAUGGAUUUCCAAACCAGCCAAGCUCUUUAGCCCAUGAUCCAAAGCUACGGCUCAUGGCCAUUGCAACCAAAUCAGGAGCUGUGAAAAUCUAUGGAGCCCCAGGUGUGGAGUUUACAGGGCUACACAAGGAAGCAGCCACUGUGACACAGAUGUACUUUUUACCAGGACAGGGUAGUUUGUUGUCUCUGCUGGAUGAUAAUUCUGUUCACCUGUGGGAAAUUAACCAAAGGAACAGCUAUUCUUACCUGGAGGAGAUUCGCACUCUAACACUUCCUGGACGCCUUGGGUUCGACUGUGCUAAUUCUCCCAGCAUUACUAGAAUUACUGUGAUCCUGUUGAAGUCUUGCUGUAGCAUAGCAUGUUUGGGGACAGAAGGUGGAGGUGUGUAUUUCCUGGAUUUACCAUCACUGCAGCUAUUGGAUGGCAAAACUCUGUUUCAGGAUGAGGUUUUGCAGAGUCUUCCAGAUGACUACAAGUGUGGAAAAGCUCUGGGACCAGUUGAAUCACUCCAGGAACAUCCAACUGAUCCAGAGAAGAUCCUGAUUGGCUAUAGCAGAGGCCUAGUGAUACUUUGGGGCCAGGUGACACGGUCUGUGGAGAAUCUGUUUCUAGGCAACCAGCAGCUUGAGAGCAUAAGCUGGGAAAGGAGCAGCAGGACAUUUGUUACCUCUCACAGUGAUGGAGCCUACAUGGUAUGGGCAGUCAACAGUUCAAAGUGUAAGACUCAACCCCUCACCUCUUCCAUACCUUACGGUCCAUUCCCUUGCAAAGCUAUCAAUAAAAUACUUUGGAGAACAUCAGAAACAGGGAGCCCUUUUGUAAUCUUUAGUGGUGGGAUGCCAAGAGCCAGCUAUGGGGACAGGCAUUGUAUCACCAUAAUGCAGGGCAAGGUCCAAGUAACAUUGGACUUCACUUCACGAGUGAUAGACUUCUUCACUGUGCAUAACAUUGACCCUGAACAAGAGUACGACAACCCCACAGCUCUUCUAGUUCUGGUGGAGGAAGAACUGGUGGCGGUGGACCUACAGACUCCAGGUUGGCCCACUAUUACUCCACCUUAUCUUGCACCACUUCAUUCCUCUGCCAUCACUUGUUCCUAUCAUAUUUCCAAUAUCCCAGUCAAACUUUGGGAGAGACUUCUCUGUGUAGGGAAGCAGCAGAACCCUCCACAUUCAGCAGUGGAGUGGCCUAUUAAUGGUGGGAAGAAUUUGGCUCCAGAACCCCUCCAUAAUGAACUACUUUUAACUGGACAUGAGGAUGGAUCAGUCCGUUUCUGGGAUGCAUCUGGUGUGUCACUGAAAUCUCUUUAUAAACUGACCACAGCAAAUAUUUUCCAGACAGAGGCAGACCACAAUGAAGGGUUUGCACAGUCUGGUGAGGAGGAGUGGCCUCCGUUCCGCAAGGUUGGCUGCUUUGACCCCUACAGUGAUGAUCCCAGACUAGGAAUUCAGAAAAUCUCCCUGUGUAAAUACAGUAGUCAGCUGGUGGUUGCUGGCACAGCAGGACAGGUUCUAGUUAUGGAAUUCAAUGAUGAAAAGUCUGAACAAAAGAUCAGCUUGUCUUCAGUAGACCUUCUUCAGGAUCGAGAGGGUUUCACGUGGAAAGGUCAUGAGAGGUUGAUCCCAAAAAGUGGUCUCGUCAGCUUUGCAUCUGGUUUCCAGCCCAGCUUCCUGGUUCAGUGUAUUCCACCAGCUGCUGUGACAGCAGUGACUCUGCACACUGAAUGGCAGCUUGUGGCAUUUGGCACCAGUCAUGGUUUUGGUGUCUUUGAUUACUACAGACAGCAGGCAGUAUUAGCCAGGUGCACACUGCAUCCGAAUGACUCUCUGGCAAUGGAGGGCCCACUCUCCCGGGUGAAAUCACUGAAAAAGUCGUUACGUCAGUCAUUCAGGAGGAUACGAAAAAGCAGAGUGUCUGGGAAGAAACGGUUGACUCCUAGCAGCCCUGCCAGCAAGGUCCAGGAAGCAAAUGCCCAACUUGCUGAGCAGGAUUGUCCACGUGAAGUGGAGGUGACUCCAGUACAGAGACGGAUAGAGCCACGGUCUGCCGAUGAUUCUUUAUCAGGUGUUGUCCGCUGCCUUUACUUUGCUGACACCUUUUUGCGAGAUGCCACACACCAUGGUCCAACGAUGUGGGCAGGAACUAAUGCUGGGUCGGUUUAUGCUUAUGCUCUGGAGGUUCCAUCCAGAGAGAAGUGGAUGGAAAAAUCUGCAGAGGCAGUAUUGGGUAAAGAAAUUCAGCUAAUGCACAGAGCCCCUGUGGUAUCAAUUGCAGUAUUGGAUGGACGAGGAAACCCUCUUCCUGAGCCAUUUGAAGUCUCUCGUGAUCUUGCUAAAGCUCCAGAGAUGCAAGGCAGUCAUUCUGUGCUAAUUAUUUCUGAAGAACAGUUCAAGGUGUUUACGCUGCCAAGGGUGACUGCUAAGACUAAGUUCAAACUUACUGCCCAUGAAGGUUCUCGGGUGCGGAAAUUGGGGUUAAUGAGUUUCCCAAGUGUGGCCUCAGAUGACUAUUCAGAGAACUGCCUGGUGUGUUUAACGAAUCUGGGAGACAUUCACAUCUUCACAAUUCCUGGGCUGAGACCACAGAUGCGCUAUGAUUGCAUCAGGAAAGAAGACAUCAGUGGCAUUGCUUCGUGUGUUUUCACAAAGACAGGCCAGGGAUUUUACUUGAUAUCUCCAUCUGAGUUUGAGCGAUUCUCCCUGUCUGCCAGGAAUAUAACUGAGCCACGUUGUGUGGUGGAAUUGGAAGGUUCGAGAGAUCACUUGACCCCAGUCACUAGUCCACACAAUAACUUGCAAGGAUCCCCUAAAAUGAGCCAAGCGAAUGGAACUCACAAACUUCAGAGCAAAGAGGAAUGCAAUUCAUUGGGGGCUGCUGAUGGAAUGCUUGAAGAUUUACAACUCCCAUUGUCCCAGACUCCACUUGACUCUCCCAACAGUAGUGCUGAUAUCACUUUGGACACAACUGGUGACCUAACAGUGGAGGAUGUCAAAGACUAUUUACCGGAAUGUUAGAAUUUGUGAACUGAAGACGCCUUGUGACCUUAUGUGAUUGGCUUGACAGAAGGGGAAUUGUACCAGCUUUCACAGUCCAAGCUUCAUUCUGGGAUCAUGGCCAUUGAUGUGGAUAGUUUGAAUUGUCAUAUCUUCAGUGCCAAAAGACAUCUUUUUAGAAAGAUCCUUCUCUGAAGCUACAUACCAGCUGCCUCCUGUCUGCCUGCACCAAUACAAAAACUUUUACAACACUAAACAAUAUAAAACUGACUUUCUGAAGUGUGCGUAUCACCUCUUGUACAUUUUGUGCUAUUUUUAAUCUCUGCUCUCUGCAUGAAGGAGAAACACAUCUGGGAAACAUUUGCUCAUCUCAAGUUUAUGCUCUUGAUUUUCCCCACUAUUUUCCUGCUUGAGAACCAGUUUCAAAGCAUUGCAUCAUUCUCAUUGUUCGCAGACUCUGAAUUGCAGUCAGAAACAGCUGAGGAUCUUUUGCCUUCCAAGAGCUUUGUGACUCUGCAUUCUUUGUAGUUUUGUAUACUAGCCUCAAUGAAUUGGAAAUAAUGGAACCCUUUCAGAAUUCAAAGGGAGUAGAAUUCUCUUCAUUAAUCAUAGGCUUUUAAAAAUCUUAUUUUUACAGUUGUGGUUUAUUGCUGAUUUUAGGAUUAUGAAAACACAGUUGAAAAAAAAUCUGUGAAUCUCUGAAUUGCUGCACCAUUGGAUUCCUAGUGCAGGGAAUACAGAUUCUGCUUACCCUCCCAUAGCCAGUUGGAUAAUGUGUACUUUUGCAUUUUGAACAAGUCCGGUGUAUAUAUCUUCAAGGAGUUACCUGUCUUUUUUGCUCAACGUAUAAUGUGAUAUUGCUCCAAUCAGAAAUUCAAAAAAGCAGGAGUCGGGUCCAACUGUAAGUUUGUGGAGUCUAUUUUAAAUGCUUGAAAUAGUUAAUGUAAAAUUGACCCUUUAAGUCUGUAGUGUGAAUUACCAUGCACUUGCAUCCUAAGUAACUCAGCUUGAUAACACCUCACUGCAGUAUACAUGCAUUCUGUAACACCAAUUUUGUAUUAUUUUUAAACUUGUUUUUAAUGAAUUGUGCAAUUUUCACCAGUUAAAUUCCAGCAACCAGUUUUUUUUUUCUCCCUUGUGACCACACCAACCCCCCUGCCCCCCCACCCCUAAACACUUGAAUAGAUCUCUCUGGGUUCACAUUAUUCUUUUCAGUGUUGAUCAUGAAAUUAAAUUGCAGGCAUUUGCUGCUAUAUCUCUUCUGGACAGUUUCUAUAUGAUGCAAGUCUUAACUUCACAGAUGAAGUUUUCAUCUGUUGAAGAAUCUAGAAUUGUUGGCAAAGUUUGAAUAUUUAAAAUUAUCUGAUCAUGUUGAAGUCUUCCUGGGCAAUUGAGUUUUUUCACUGGUUGAGGUGAUUAGACAAGCCAAAUAGGGGCAGUGUCUGCUUGCAGUGCAUGUCAAGAACAUGCACGGAGUCACAAAUAGCUCUCUUUGUGAUAGAAGGAUGCUGCCUUGGUAUGAUUUCACUUCACACUCAGUCCCUGUGUAAAUACUGCUAAUAUUUCUAGUGUUCCAAACUGACAGUCUGAACAGGAUGGUAAAAUUUGUAAAUAUGCCUCCUUUAUUGUUGAAGGAUCUCCUGUAAUUUCUACAUGGUUUUGUCCACUAGAUUGUUCAUUUCCUGGUGGAAAGCAAUGAGCAUUUAAUUCUUUUCCCAUUGGUCUUUUACAUUUUGGAGGCUACAUUGGUAUGGACAUGACAGACCCUAUGAAAACUUGUUUUUUUUAAAAAUUAUCUGUGCUGUUUACACUAACAUUUUGUAGUAGAAUGUUCAGUUACAGAAACACUCCAUUACAUUACCUAAUGGAUUUUUCUUUUGACAGAAAUAAAGUAUUC
Molecule: messenger RNA, 5100 nt
Organism: Hemiscyllium ocellatum (epaulette shark)
Lineage: Eukaryota; Metazoa; Chordata; Chondrichthyes; Orectolobiformes; Hemiscylliidae
Gene: llgl1
Product: LLGL scribble cell polarity complex component 1
Exons: 23
Coding region: 120-3224 (1034 amino acids)
Biological process (GO): cortical actin cytoskeleton organization; regulation of Notch signaling pathway; regulation of establishment or maintenance of cell polarity
Cellular component (GO): plasma membrane; cortical actin cytoskeleton; cytoplasm
Molecular function (GO): myosin II binding; GTPase activator activity
Source: RefSeq, a predicted model, not a curated record